Physella acuta is the source of this 4030-nucleotide messenger RNA. Its product is annotated as G1/S-specific cyclin-D2. The record is from RefSeq and is a predicted model, not a curated record. NCBI's taxonomy places the organism in Eukaryota, Metazoa, Mollusca, Gastropoda, Physidae.
CUCUCGCCCAUCGACAUUACUACAUUAAGAGCUAAGCCUCUAAAUAGUCGUCUUUAACUAUAAUUCUUUGGCCAGAACUUGAUCAACAUCAUCUACCUCAUAUUUAUUCGUAGUCCUAGACUACUUGGAGUAAUAUUCUGUUUUAUUUCUGGAGUUUUCGUGUAAUUCGCUUGUGAAACUUCGACAAACAUGGAGCAUUUUUCUCUUGUGUGUUGUGAGACAGACAUCAGUGGGAAACCUCAAAGAGCUAUCCAGGACCCCGUAUUACUGAAUGACAAAAGAGUACUGGCAAAUUUGCUAUCAACUGAGGAUAAAUAUCUUCCACAUACAUGUUACUUUAAUUGUGUUCAAACUGAUAUUCAACCGUAUAUGAGGAAAAUGGUAACAGAAUGGAUGGCUGAGGUAUGUUCAGAGCAAAGAAUGGAAGAGGAGGUUUUCCCAUUAAGUGUAAAUUAUUUGGACAGAUUUCUGUGCAUAAAGGAUAUUAAGAGGACUCGCUUGCAGCUCUUAGGUGCAGCGUGCAUGUUUCUUGCUUCCAAAUUAAAAGAGACAACACCAAUUAGUGGAGAACAACUGGUCAUGUACACCGACAAUUCUAUAACACUGGAGGAAUUAACGGAUAUGGAGUCACAAAUCUUACACCUUCUCAAGUGGGACCUGUCUGCCAUUGUGCCAAAUGAUUUUCUAGACCAUGUUCUGCACAGAAUGAACUUUAACAAAUCUAUCUUGGCCACUGUUAAGAAACAGGCUCAGACUUUUGCAGCAGUUUGUGCUACAGACUGCAAAUUUAUGCUGACUCCUCCGUCCAUGAUAGCCUGUGCUGCAAUCGGCACUGCUUUUAGAAAUUUAAAUUAUCAGAGUGGUACAGAAUUGUUGAACCUGCACAAAAUCACUGGCAAUGAUAAGGAUUUGAUUAGAGAUUGCAUGGAACAAGUUGAGCAGACUAUUCAGAACUGCAUGUCCACACACUCCCAACAAAACCAGACCCCAACCAAACAAGAUUCUCAUAAGCAGGAGCAGCCCACAACACCCACAGAUGUCAGAGAGAUCAACAUCAUGGCAGUGAAUACAGUGCAUCAAGCUGUGCCCGUCACCUUUGGAUAAUAAGACGGCUUGCGGAUUCACUGUUUUCUCAACUACGAAAGGUCCUUUGAUGCACGCUCGUAUCUGCGUUACCACACACCCUCGACCAACCUCUUGUUAUGCCAGGUUGUCAUGUGGUUAUAUCUGCAUUCUGUUGCUGUCACUCAAGAGAAAAAAAAACUUUCCUUCAGUGUAAAAAAAAAUCGUGCAGUGAAAAUCAUUGGUUAUCCACCAUGCAGACUUUAUUGAAAAAAAAGAUUUGCUGAUCAUAAACUUGUGUACUUGUUAAAAAUUUUGGCUUCAUUGGAAAACUAAAGGUAAAAAUUUCAAUGGUCGAUUUUUAAACAAAAGUUGUUUUUUUUAAAGGCUACUAUAAAUACUAAGUUUCAAUCGUCUUCCGUGAAGAUAUUACAUUUUAUGUUGUGUUGUACUAGCCUGUUCUGUUGACUAAGUUCUUAAGCAGAAUGUAAACAUAAUUUUUUUAAAUAUAAAAAAAAAACCUUUAAAAAAACUUGUAAUUAAAAAAUGUAAAAAAAAAAUUGAAAUACAAAAAAAAGAAACAAUUGCCAAAUAAGUUUAAUGUAGUAUUUGUACAAAAAUAAAAUAGUAAAACAAAAUAGACAUUAGUUUAGUCGUAGAAAGCCACAUGUAAUCCAUUUAACAAUGUAAGACUUGACAAGAAUCUUAUCUUGGGAAAAACUCCCUGACAUCAAUGUGUUCAUUCAUACAACGAACUAAGUUAUUCAAGCAUAGGAUUCAUCAGUUAGAUUAUUUAAUGUAGGCCUACUUAAUGACAUAGCUGCUUAUCAUUAUUUAUGCCGAGCGAUCUUUGUAUAGUUUUUAAUUUAUGCGCUACAUGUGUUCAGAAGGUAUUUAUAAUUAAAAAAAAAACACUUUGUAAACUCCCAUUUUUUUUCCUUGUGUAAUUGAUUUGUUUGUGAUACUCUAUGAGUAUAUUUGAAUGUUGAAUGAGUUUUACGUCUGUCAAAGAAGCUACUAAAAAAAAACCUUGCAUAUAUAGUGUAUAUAUGAAAAAGCUUGGAUGGAUUUUUGUGGGGUGGGGGGUGCACAAUUUUCAUGAGACAUUUACUUGAGGUCCUGGGAGGUCUAACAGAUGUGAUACAAUACCCAACAAUACCCUACAACUUCCCAGGACUUAUCCAUCUGUGAUGAGGCCUUCGUUUUUGGGCCGUUAUUUUUUAAUGUUACUUGAGAAACUAGUGUUAACUUGUGUUCACAUGUCCCUUUUUAUAUAAAAAAAAAACGUUUUUUUUUUUUUCAAUAUUAAAGAAGCUCUGUUAAGUGUUCUGCUGCGACCUUUGUCAUAUAAAUGAACUAUCGGUAUAGUGGCUUGUUACGGUGUUAGUUGGCUACGCGAAUGAAAUCUCUUAUUGAUAUGGUUUUUUUUUAAAAUUGUUUAAUCACGGGACCAAGGUUUUUAAUUUUUGUACAUGAGUGUCACUUAAGUAUCAUAUGUCUCAUUUGUGUUGUGCUGAUUCUGUUUAAAACCCAUCAGUCCUGAGGAUAUUGAAACUUCACAUCAAGGAGCAUUUUUUUUUUAAUGUUGAGUUGUACAUUCAACUGUUCGGUAUAGUGAGGUACAACUUUUUGUCGACAAUUUGUUCAUAAAAAUUUAAUGUAUAUUUUUUUUAAUGAUGUUUUAAUGUUAAAAAAAAACCUUUUGUGUAAUGGAUCAUUUAGGUGACUGAUGAAUCAUUAGUAUGAUCUUGUUAUAAGAAUAUUCUCAUUUGGAUUACUUGAUCAAUGCUUGCAGUCUUAUGUGUGGUCUCAGUAUUGCAAGAUGGAUGUAUGAAUUGAUCUAUAACCAGAUGUAUCAAUUUUUUUACACAACCAAAUUUUUUUUUUUUUGAAAACUUAACAAUGCAACCUGUCAGUUGAUUACCUCUUAUCUUUAUUUUACUCUUAGUUUUGGUUGAAGAUGUUAUUUAUGUGUAUGGGAGUCUACCCAUCUCAGGUUGAUAAAUAUUUUUUUUUUUAAUGCCUGUCAUUGUAUACCUCAGUUUAGAUAAAAAAAAAGCUUAGUGGGAUGUGAGGGUGUUAGUCCCUUGGUUAGUUCAGAUCCAGUACUGACUUAUAAAAAAAAUAAUUGGGAAAUUAUUUUGAAAAUUUUCUCCCCCUUCACACAACUUAGAAAUACAAAUCUUACAAAAAAUUGCCUUAGUAUCUUGAUGAAUUGGGUCUUUCAAUGCUAUCCAGUUUAAAAGCUGUGAUAUUGUCGAGCGGGGGUGACACUGCUUUCUUACUUCCAAGCUAUCCAUAGGGCUAGUCAAAAUCCUGAAAAUAUUAACAAUAAUAAUAAUUCUAGAAUGUCAAUUUGUUUUUGUAAACUUAUAAAUAUUAAGAAUCUGUUUUUUUUUUCUUGCUACAUUGGUCGUUUAGUUGUGCAAUGAGUUGCCUGGCUUGUUAUCCAUAGAAGUUGAGUCCGGAGGGGACCGGCAUUUUUGUGAUACUGUAAUUAUAAGGCAGACCCUCCCGACUUUAUUUUUCUUCAGAUAACAAGUCCGAUAAAUACUUUUUUUCCAUGUAAUUUGUUACAUUGAUACCAAAGGCUAAAAUAAUACACAAAAAAAGCUACACACCAGGAAGAAGGUAACAUGUGUUAACACAAUGGUGAGUGGGAACACACCCAGACUGCUGAUGUUAGGAGCUGUUGGUAGUUGAAUCCCUCAGGCCUUAGUCUCCUGAUUAAACCAGUGUUGAUUUACAUGGUUUAAAUUUUUAUAAGUUAAGCUUUGUUUUUUUGGAAAAUCUUAUUCCCAUUUUUUUGAUUCAUCUGCGAAACAAAACAUACCAGUAUAAUUCUUUGGCCUUAAUGGUGUUUACUUUUUUUUUUUCUAAACAAAAUAAUCGUUUUGUAUAUUGUGUAUAUAAUGUUAUAAAAAUAAAAUAAAAAAUAAAAUUGAAUAAAGUUUUCUUUGAAAAAUUG